This is a messenger RNA of Pteropus alecto (black flying fox), 3466 nucleotides long. It is a transcript of the gene KAZN, whose product is annotated as kazrin, periplakin interacting protein. The transcript has 8 exons. Bases 166 to 1149 code for a protein of 327 amino acids. Gene Ontology annotation, molecular function: protein binding. Lineage: Eukaryota; Metazoa; Chordata; Mammalia; Chiroptera; Pteropodidae. The record is from RefSeq and is a predicted model, not a curated record.
AGUGAGGGCCGGGCUCUCCCCUGCAGUGGCAAGACCUCGGUCAAGUGAGUUCCUCCUGGUUUGCGCUGAGUUUUGUGUUCACUGCAUGCAUGGACUGUGUCACCAAUUGCGCUCCUGCGGGAAGAGGUGUCUCGGCUCCAGGAGGAAGUCCACCUUCUCCGGCAGAUGAAGGAGAUGUUGACGAAGGACUUGGAGGAGUCACAGGGCGGCAAGUCCUCCGAGGUCCUCUCAGCCACCGAGCUCAGGGUCCAGCUGGUCCAGAAGGAGCAGGAGCUAGCCAGAGCCAAAGAAGCCUUGCAGGCCAUGAAAGCCGACCGGAAGCGCCUGAAGGGAGAGAAGACCGACCUGGUGAGCCAGAUGCAGCAGCUGUACGCCACGCUGGAGAGCCGCGAGGAGCAGCUCCGCGACUUCAUCCGCAACUACGAGCAGCACCGCAAGGAGAGCGAGGAUGCUGUCAAAGCUCUGGCCAAGGAGAAGGACCUUCUGGAGCGUGAGAAGUGGGAGCUGCGGCGCCAAGCCAAGGAGGCCACGGACCACGCCACGGCACUGCGUUCCCAGCUGGACCUCAAGGACAACCGGAUGAAGGAGCUGGAGGCCGAGCUGGCCAUGGCCAAGCAGUCCUUAGCUACGCUGACCAAGGACGUCCCCAAGCGGCAUUCACUCGCCAUGCCGGGUGAGACCGUGCUCAACGGCAACCAGGAGUGGGUGGUGCAGGCGGACCUCCCGCUGACCGCAGCCAUCCGGCAGAGCCAGCAGACUCUCUAUCACUCACACCCCCCCCACCCUGCAGACCGGCAAGCAGUCAGGGUGAGCCCCUGCCACUCCCGGCAGCCCUCUAUCAUCUCCGACGCUUCAGCUGCGGAAGGCGACCGGUCAUCCACGCCGAGCGACAUCAACUCCCCUCGUCACCGGACGCACUCCCUCUGCAACGGCGACAGUCCCGGCCCGGUCCAGAAGAACCUGCACAACCCCAUUGUACAGUCACUAGAGGAUCUUGAAGACCAAAAACGGAAAAAGAAGAAAGAGAAGAUGGGAUUCGGCUCCAUCUCCCGCGUCUUCGCCAGAGGGAAGCAGCGGAAGUCCCUCGACCCCGGCCUCUUUGAUGGUACCGCCCCUGAUUAUUACAUAGAGGAGGACGCGGACUGGUGAUGCCCGCCUCCCUGGGCCUGCUGCCCCGCAGGCGUGUCUGCGUGCGGACGUGCGUGUGCGCGAGUGUGCGAGCGAGUGUGGGGUGCGCGUGGGCGUGGGUGCUGGGCGCGGCCGGGCGCAAACACACGUGUGACCCCUUCCCCGUGCGUCGCCACCUCUGUAAUUGAUGUACAUACUACAAACGUGUGUGAAUAUGUCAACUCUCUGUCGUCUUUGGAGCGAUACAGUUGUGUUGUUAAUCUAGGUUUGUUUCGUUUUUGUUUUCCUUCGAUGUCUUUUUUUUUUUUUUCUUUUUGUUCGGUUCGUUGGGUUGUUUUCCUCACACACACCCCCCUUUCCCUUCCCCUCCUCCUUUUUAUGAAACUUGAAAACUUGAAGGACUGCUGUGUAUUUGUAAAUAACAAAACUAUUGUGCACUCUGUGCUUGUAAAUGUCCCUCGUCCAAACUGCUACUUCUGGAGCCCCUCCCCGAGGAUGUGGUCUGUUUUUGAUGUCCCCCCCCCAAACCCCGUCGACCCCCCGCUGUGAACGUGUGGGACCAGACCCUGUUCUCGGGGCACGCCCAAGUCACUUGAACCACAAAACCACCAUCGUGGUCAGGGUAAGGUCCUCUCUCCGCAAAGUCUCGGAAGCCCGGCCAAGGGUCUGGGCCGGGUGUGUUGAAGUCGAACGGGCUCUUUUUAACGGCCUGCCAGUUUUUCAAUUGCGUUGCCGUUUCUUUCUUUAUGGAAAACAAGAAAAUUGUUCCAUUUAAUUUAUUUGCACAAAUGCAGAAGACUUAUUCUAUCUAAAUUAUUACAUAAAUAUUGGAAUGUAUAUUUUUCCAUGGGGCGGGCGGGAGGCGGGUGUUUCUGUUGACUUGUCUGUUCUGCUCUCACGCUGCUGCCAAACUGUGCAAGGUCAAGUUUAGGGUGGCCGGAACCCAGGGACCAUGGGAUGUCGAAGCUUGCUCUUUUCCGUUCUCUCUUCUCUCGCCCCAUUCUUCCGCCCCUGCAUGGAGGUGCACCCCACCUUUCUUCCCACCCAUAGCUCUCUCCAGGCCUUUCUAUAUGCAUUUAUUUAUCAGAAAUACAGAACCCGACCUCAGUGAGCAGAGUGCUGUAAGGGUCACCUCUCUUGGGUCUGUCUUUUGAGUGGGCUUGAAUACCAGGGAAGACAGCCAACCGCAUGACCCCAGGGACCCUCAGCCUGAGCGGUUCCUCGGGCGUCCUCGAGUGGCAGAUGUUCCUCCCUGCAGCUGUGUCUUUCUCAUCCUUGGUUUAUUCUGCACAUUGGCCAGGCAGGUCUCAUUGGGGGAGGCUCUCGCCUCAAGGGGAGGGCUGUUGGGGACACAGCAUCAGGCACCAGAGCCUCUGCCCUCCCCAUUCUGGUUGGUUCCUCCAGCCACACUUAGCAGAAUCUCUCGGGAUCCCUCAGGCCCUGUCCUCCAUCCACUCACCCCAGGAGAGAGGGCUGGCAGGAACAUCUGCCUGUUUGAGGAUCAGCGUUGGUCCUAACGAGGCCUCACCAGCAAAAGAACCAUGUUCAUUAAACGCUGGGUGUUGGAGAACACGGGAGCUAACAGCCACGGCCUCCCAAGGCCUAAAACUAGCUUUUCCUUUUCUUUCGGCCUGUGAAUCCCUCCCUUCGCUCCCCCUUAACUGCUAAUACAGCUCAAUUCACACACAUCCUAAACACAGUAGUUAUGCUGUCUGCUAACAGUAACAUUUUCCGCUCGUAAAAAGAAACAAGAUUUUAAAAUGCUGAAGCAUCAAAGAAACAAGAUUUUAAAAUGCUGAAGCGUCUCUAUCACAACGAAUAGGAUAUUUUAUCCGAAGUCUCAAAAAUGAACAGAAAAGCCCUAGCCGGCUGCUCCCUUUCCUUCUGACCUGCCGGGGGGUGCGAAGGAGCAGGCCACACACCUGCAAAGGCUCUUUCUGGCUAAGCCGUUUAUCCAAGAGACUGGAGCUGGCAUCUUUCUUGACAGAGAGAGAUUUUAGAAAACACACUCCCCUCCCCCCGCCAUGAAUUUUUCUUUCUCUUGAUUGAUUUUUAUUGUUUUCCCUUUACUUAUGAGAAAGUAAGAUUGCAACCACCCACUCCUGGUAAUGAUUCAGUAGCUCCUUUUCAUUUCAGUUUUUGUAAAUUAGGAGAUAAUUCUGAGAGUUACUAAGGAUGAUUUAUUUAAGAGAACUACGUCAAAUAGCGAAUGAGUUAUGGGUAACAUUAGAUGAAAAUAACCUUUCCCGUGGGAAAGGUUUCUCGAAGGCAUGGAUGCAAAUACAAAAUAUUAAAAAAAAAAAAAAAAAAUCUAAAUAAAGCUUAUUUUAAAAUAUGA